Molecule: messenger RNA, 4514 nt
Organism: Paramacrobiotus metropolitanus
Lineage: Eukaryota; Metazoa; Tardigrada; Eutardigrada; Parachela; Macrobiotidae
Exons: 4
Coding region: 2329-4035 (568 amino acids)
Source: RefSeq, a predicted model, not a curated record
UCACCUUCAAAUUUCAAUUUUAUAAGGGGCGGGUGAAUUAUAACGCAAGUCGUAAACGCUUCCGAUUAGCCAUUCAAGGUGCCGCUAAUCGGGGUGAAAUGUAAGAAGUGUACUUGCAUUGGUCAAGUACCAUUAUGUAUUCGCCGACAGAUCUACGCCGUCGUUGGUACGAGCGUAUGGUCAUCAGUACGCCGGAAAGUUUUAGAGAAGCCGUUACUAUCGCUAUUCACGAUAUUCAUAACAGACUUGGUUCGUCUGUCGCCGAAAUAGCGAAUUAUAUUACGCUAACUAUGCCGAUGCGACUUGUCGCCGCCGCACAACAGUUUCCUAUGAUUUUGGAAGCUGUUCACGAGUUAGUCCGUAGGGAAAUAAUUGUGGAAAUUACCGGAUUAAAUGUGCCGCGUUAUGCGUUAGCUGAUACAAACCGUACGCGGUUGAGUGCCGUCAGUGGCGUCCCAGUGAGAGACUUGGGUCUACCACCGCCGGAUAAGAAACGCAAGAACGUUACGGUCAUUCGACAACCGCCGCCGCCUCCAGAACCGACACACGCCAUUCUGGCAGACGCUAUAGGACAGAUCUUAAGAUCUCGACAACAGCCGCUAUUAGGCAGAAUUCCCGAUACGUUAAGGCAUCGGUAUAGUGCACAAGCCGUAGCAGUUUCGCUUAAUCGCGAAUGGGAACAAGGCCGACUUUUACGUCAGUUUAAUCAUCGCCAAUUAAUGGCAUAUUAUACUGUAGCGCCGAACGUGUCCUUUUUGCAAGACUAUCCGCUAUUUGAUGCCACUCAAUGGCAAGAGGUAGUUAUCCGUACAAUAGCCGAAAUUAAUGAUCCAUUGGGAUCGACAGUCGACGAAAUUGUGCAGUAUAUUCGCACGGUUCGUCCUGAAAUGGGAAAUCGUGUCGACCAUUAUGUCGAAUUAGCCGUAUCUGAGUUGGUGUUCAACCCGCGUAUAAUUUCCGUUAAUGAUCCGGAACGGGGCAUAACUGGGCGAAUAAACCCAGCAGAUGCACCCGGCCCGUCACGCCGAUAAUUUAUUGUUAAAAUUAAAAGCCGAUCAACUGUCGAUAUUACUCUCGUAAAAAUAACCGAUAAUUAAUUAUCAAUUAGGAUAGUUAGUUAAUUUAAUAAGCCGUUAUUAUUCCCCCACUAAAUUGUGGUCCGUACGUAGUCGCUCUAAUUAAUCGAUAAAAUGCCGAUUAACCGAAUAAAAAAUAGGUUAAAUAGUCGAUUAAUGUUAAAUAGCCGAUUAAUAAACAAGGCAAAUUAGCGUUGAAUAAUUAUGGUUAAUUAACCGGUAUAAUCAAGUAGAUAAUAUGGAGCCGUGUCAUCGUUGCGAAAGCAACACCAGUAGCCGGAAAUGCGCCGAAUGCCUGCUGGGACAGAAUUUGUACCAGCUGGAUCCGAACAUUGUCGUUCCACGGUUGGUGAAUGAGGUGCUGUCCCGUAAUCUGGACGCAUACAUCACCGUGACGGAAGCGCAGUUUGAGCCGGCCUUACAGGCGAAGCCGUGGUUGCGGACGCGCAUGAAUGACGCAGUCCGCCGAUUUAUUUCGACAGCCGGUCCGCGGGAUCCAUGGCGAGAUAUGCCAGAACCAGUGGAUCAGCCGAUUCAGCAGAUCACACCGCCGAACAAUUAUGUUGCACAAAUGCACUUGCCCAUCAGCUACCCUGCACAAGUGCAGACGCCGAUAAAUCAGGGACAUGCUAUGAAUCCCAUGUCGCCGCUUCAGCAGAUGCAGUACUACCAGCAGUACCAGUCGACACAGUAUCAGCCGGCGCAAUAUGCGCAAUAUCAGCAGCAAGCCGAAGCCGCUUUCAAUCAGCCGCAAUAUCAACAAUAUCGUUAGCAGAGCGAGCAGCAGGCGCCGAACAGUGUCGAUAGUGCAGAGACUUCUGAUCCCUGGCUGAGGGAGCGUGGGUAUCCGGGAAAUACUGCACCACAGCAGUAUCCAAGCCGUGCUGCAUCACAGCAGCGUCCAGCCGAAGUGCAGCCCAGUACGUCGCGUGUGAAACCAGACGCGCGUGUCGGACUGUCGAAGCAAAGUCGUGGCAGACAGCGCGCAAACCAGCCGAAUAUCCGUUCUGCUAGCUAACAGCAGCGUAAUGAGCCGAAUAAACCGCAGAAUGUUAAUCAGCCGGCUGAAUCUCAGCAACCGCCGCCGCGUGAAACUAAUUCCCGCGAUAAUCGUGGUGUUCGACGACCACGACAGCCGACCAUCGAUCCUAAUAGGAUCCUACGCGAUGUAACUUAGUAUACCAGCGACUUGGGUAUUUAUAUACACAAGUUAGCUACCGUCGCUGAUAUAGCGAAGACAAAUGCGCCGGAAAUGUUAUGUUUAAAGAAGAUGAUCCAGAAUGCCGUGGCAUUUCUGGGGAAGAUAGGACUAAAAGACCCGAUGAUGGAGUUUGAUUACUCCACUGUCGACUUGUCGCGUUCGUUGGAAGUACUUACGUACGCGUCGAGCCACCGUAAUAAUCUCCGUACAGUGUUAGAUAAGAAGCACUUGUACACGCCGAUCACCGCCGUCGAUAUUGAGAUUAUUUCUCAAUUCAAAAUUUAUGGAGAUCCGGUAACUGAAAAAUUUUUUAUGCAGUAUAUACUGCCACAAGCCGAUCCUGCGAAGUUUUUCUUCUUCUGCAAAGUCGCUCAUUAUUUAAACCAAGAAUUAAAUGAGCGCAAUAUCGAUUGGACGCCGAUUCCCUACAAUACGGGAUUAAAAUUCGCCGCUAUGAGUAUCAAAGCCGCACUACUUGGUAGUCAUAGCGCCCAUAAGGCGAUCUACCAAAGUAAGGAACGAGCCGAAUAUGCCCUGUUAAAGGACUUGAUCGAAAUGCUAGGGAAGCCGCUCACCGAACAGCAGGAAGCGCAGGUGUUGAAAGACACUCUGGCUGCUGCCGGUCAUGUUGAAAUGGACACUGACGAAGCCGACCAGUUUUACGAUGAUGUUAAUAUCCGUAUGAAACGAUACGGUGAUCGUAAGACGCAGUUCGACAAGGGCCAGCUGUACAAAAAGCGCCCUUUGCCCGAUUCGCCGGAUGCUCCUACGGGAAGCAAAACCGUACAGCCGGAGCCGAAGUUCCGAAAUAUUCGGAAAAAUCAGUCGGGAGAUUCCGCGACGCCGCAGUUGGGAGUGAUGGGCGGAAAACAGCCCGUUAAGCCGAUUCCUCCCAUUACACAGCCGAUUAUAAUUCCACAAGUGAAGCCGAAUCUGCCAUUGGCGAAGUUCAAAUCCGCUCCGUCGUUGCUGGAUAUGACUACGGUUAAAUCCACAGGUACGAGUACCGAGCCGAAUAAGAAUAAGAAUGUUUCACGACCGCCGAGUAAUAAUGGCAAUAAAGCCGCUAAUAAAUCGGGUGUUGCAGGGAAGUCACAACAGCAGCAGUUGCCAGCUGUGCCUGCGCCCGUGCCGCCGAUUUCAACUGUUCUUGUUGAACAACAGCCGAUUGUUGCGAAUGAACAACCAGCAAAUGUUAUAUUGUCGAUUUCCGCCGAAACGCAGCCUGUUAACGCUGCACUGCCGCAACGAACAGUUAACAGAGCUAAAUCUGUUAGCACAGAGCCGAAGACGAAGGAUAUUCUCGUCGAGAGCUAUUUGGUGAAAUUACCAAUUUCUCGUAUGUCCGACGCCGAGUUUGAAUUUUAUAAGACGACGAAGUCGUUUGAAAAUGAGGCCGAACCGAAUUCCGAUGACUAUAAGCGGAAUACGAUCGCGUAUUUACGCAAGAUGAGGGAGUCUGAAAUGAAUAAAGACCAACUUGCGUUCUUUCGCCGAUACCGUUCCGAUUAUCUAGAUGAGUAUCUGGAUGACGCCGACAAUACUGAACAGCCGUUCAUUCGAUUGCCGCCACCGCAAGGUGAGGAAGAUACCGAAAUAUUUCACGAUACAAUGGAAAACGUGUCGGCACAAUCUGUGCAACCAGUGUCUCAGAUACUGGGCGAUGCUUUGUAUGCAGUCGCCGGAGCCGCUAUAGCCGAUUGUAUUUCCGAUCCUGCUGCCGUCGACGCUGACACCGACAUGCUGAAUGAUGCGUGAGCGAUGCUGCCGAAAUGCUGUUAUGGAGGACAAGUCAUUCUCCAAGCUGAAUUCAUUAUGGAAUGGAUCUCAUCAAAUUCGCCAAAUUUUUGUGAUUUUUUUAACCUAGUAUAUGCGCCGCAAGUUGUACUCGGUCGCAUUUUGCUCAUUAUUUUGGUGUUUGUUUUUGUUUGCUGUGUCCUCGCGGGAGCUCGGAGUUCCGUCCCGUGGCAUGUCAGGAGAUCGGUGCCACCGCCCAGGAUAGUGGGGCUGCGUGGAUAUCGCACCGUCUCUCCGGUCUGUUUUUUGCCGAUUCGACCGUACAUUAAAAUGUACGGCCUCACUUCGGAUUUUGCCUUCUCCCAGCCAAGAAUAUCUUGACUGGUCGAUUCUGUUCUUCCUUUUGCUCCCAUCUGGGGUUUUGAUAUCAUCCUGCGGAUGAUUUAGAUUUGUCGGGCUUCAUUGCCUUUAUUAAAAUUCCAUUUUAAUAAACGAUCUGU